Enhydra lutris kenyoni (northern sea otter) is the source of this 1799-nucleotide messenger RNA. Its product is annotated as out at first homolog. The record is from RefSeq and is a predicted model, not a curated record. Bases 167 to 1015 code for a protein of 282 amino acids. The transcript is spliced from 4 exons. Lineage: Eukaryota; Metazoa; Chordata; Mammalia; Carnivora; Mustelidae.
GGCGCGCGGCGGAGCGCAGCCCACGUGCGUCCGCGCCACGUCUCGGCCCACCCGCGCCUGAGCCCCCGGGGGAGCCGCUGCCACGCGCCGCGAACUAGCCGGUAACUUCGCGCGAAGUUUGGCAGCGCUCCUCGCCGCAAGCUCGAGGCCGGCCGGGCCCCCGGGGAUGCGCCCGCUCGGCCGCCGCGGGGUCCCCACGGCGCCCCCCGCGCCGCUGCUGCUGCUGUUGCCGCUGCUCGUGUCGCUGCUCGGGGCGGCGCGGGGCGUGGGCGCGGGGUCGGGCGCGCCUGCAGAGCUGCGGGUCCGCGUGCGGCUGCCCGAUGGCCAGGUCACCGAGGAGAGCCUGCAGGCGGACAGCGACGCCGACAGCAUCAGCCUCGAGCUGCGCAAGCCCGACGGCACCCUCGUCUCCUUCACCGCCGACUUCAAGAAGGAUGUGAAGAUCUUCCGAGCCCUGAUCCUGGGGGAGCUGGAGAAGGGGCAGAGUCAGUUCCAGGCACUUUGCUUUGUCACCCGGCUGCACCACAAUGAGAUCAUCCCCAGUGAGGCCAUGGCCAAGCUUCGACAGAAGAACCCACGGGCGGUGCGGCAGGCCGAGGAGGUGCGGGGCCUGGAGCACCUGCACAUGGACGUCGCCGUCAACUUCAGCCAGGGGGGCCUGCUGAGCCCCCACCUCCGCAACGUGUGCGCCGAGGCCGCGGAGAGCAUCUACACUCGCCAGGAGGACGUCCGGUUCUGGCUGGAGCAAGGUGUGGACAGCUCCGUGUUUGAGGCUCUGCCUGAGGCCACGGAGCCCUCGGGGCUGCGGCGCUGCGGGCAGGUGGGGGACAGCGGGAGGCCAUGCAUCUGCCGCUAUGGCCUUAGCCUGGCCUGGUACCCGUGUUUGCUCAAAUACUGCCACAGCCAUGACCGGCCGGCCCCCUACAGGUGCGGCAUCCGCAGCUGCCAGAAGAACUACCGCUUCGACUUCUAUGUGCCCCACAGGCAGCUGUGCCUCUGGGACGAGGAGCCCUAGCUGGGCAGGGGAGAAGACGGUGGUCCCUGAGGUGGCUGCUCUGGGUUCCCUGCUCUUCCCCAGGCCACCAGAGGGGGUGGCACCCCUCCCACUGAUGCCUUAUUUCCCUCGAUCACCCGGGAGCCUCUGGCCCCAUCACAUGAGACUGUGAAACGGGGUGUGGCAUGGCAGGGGUUAACUCAUGGAGGCAGCCCUCCCCACUCACCCUGUGCCUCCCUUGGGGAGAGAGAGAAGGGGGCUUUCCAGAUUUGCCACCCUUCCCUUAAGCUCCCCCUGAAGUGUUCUCUUUCAAGCAACCAAAUGAUGGCCCGUGACUCUAUUUAACUCUGAAGGUUUCGAUCCUGGAAGGUGUCUGUGCCUGUGACACCGACCUACACACACACACACACACACACACACACACCCCUUCACCGACUCACCCAUCUGGAAGGAGCCGGCCCCUCUGCACCACCCAAUGUCCACCAAGGAGGGGAUCCCUGCCCCGGAGUGGGGGCUGCCGGGGACCGUCGCCGUAGCCCCUACACCAGAGCACAGCGCAUUCUUGUCAUUGCUGGCCUCCAACGCUGGGGCACGUGAGGACCUCCCAGCCCGGAGACAAACCAUAUGUGCCUUUCCCCCGACCCAGACCUUGUGGGGACCACAGGCACCAGCGUCCUGCACUCUAAACGGAAAUAUUUUUGUAAGGCUCUGGGGCAGGGAGGGAGCAUGAAGUACCAGGAAAACUUGAAUCCCAGAUUUUUAAUGCAAAGUAUUUAUCAUUUGUACCAGAAAUAAAAGUUUAAAU